Molecule: messenger RNA, 170 nt
Organism: Racocetra persica
Lineage: Eukaryota; Fungi; Glomeromycota; Glomeromycetes; Diversisporales; Gigasporaceae
Source: the annotation of a GenBank genome assembly
UUAAUAACAAGUCUGUUAUAAAUGAAGCAAUGGUUAAAGAUAAUAUCAGCGGAGCUAGGAUGACCAAUGUUCACCCGUCUCAAGAAUUAUGUGAAAGUAUUAAAAUAGUGAUCAAGUCUUUUACAAAGCGACAGAAUACUAUUAAUGCGUUAUCCAGUAUUGUUAGUCAA